Guillardia theta CCMP2712 is the source of this 1493-nucleotide messenger RNA. RefSeq lists its product as hypothetical. The transcript has 2 exons. NCBI's taxonomy places the organism in Eukaryota, Cryptophyceae, Pyrenomonadales, Geminigeraceae. The record is from RefSeq and is a predicted model, not a curated record. The coding region runs from base 155 to 1414 and encodes 419 amino acids.
GUCGCCAAGCAAGAGGAAGGAGCGGAGGAAAAGAGCUCGAGGUGCGACGAGAGGAAAGAGGAGGAGAAAACAAGUUGAGAGCGCGAGGGCAAGAGGAUCAGUGCAAGCAAUGUCCUUCUUCUCCUCCUGAGACGACCUAUCUCCAGCAAGAAGCAUGCAGUCGCAGUCACAUCAAACAACCGGAACUUUUGCAUCUGGGCGCUCUGGUAUCAGCAUGACCCCGAUCUUGAAUCAGAACCACUCCAACAUCUGGCCAAUGCAGCAGGACCAGACCCAGCAAGCAAACAAUCCCAUCAGUUGGUGCAGCAGUGCCAACUCAAUCCAUCCCCAGCUCUCGGGCCUGAUGAACGCUGGCGGUUCAACGAUUCAGCUCAAUAACUUUUCGCUUCACUCAGGACAGAACGCGCUGAAAGAUUACAAGACGGUAGGGCUGAGCCCAACAGGCUCCUCCACCUGUCUAGGACUGCCUUUUGUUCCCAUGUCCAAUGGCUCUAGCCUCCUUGCUACGAACCUCAACGUCAACCAGAGCAGCCCCAAGAAUUCCGCGCAAGCCCUCGUUCAGAACCAGAUCCUGCUCUCCAACAUUGCUGCAUUGAUGAAGCGCGCUCAAGACAAUGUGCAGCUGUCUCCAUCCAACGCAUCCAUCUCCUCGGCGAAAUUCCCCUCCUUACCCAACACCAACUUCGUUCAGCAAGGUGAACAACGUACGAUGGGACUCCCAGUGCCCCCGAGCUCCCAGGCAUGCAACUUCUCAACCAUGGUUGAUGUCAAGCACCAGAUCCCCGCCUCAGCGCCUCUGCAGGGAACUGACGUGAACGGGUACGACAAGAAGAACGAUGCUGCUGGCGACACGAAGAUGGCACGGGCACGGGAGAAGCAAGGGAACAAGUGGCAGAAGGAAGCUGCUUCUCACAGAUCGAGAUCAUUGUCGUUCUCACAUGUCGGGCAAGCUAAUCAGGUCAUCUCUUUCCGAUACUUCCUAGAGGAGGAGCAGAAGAAGGGAGUCCUGAAGCUCGACAUGCUCGCUGGUUCGGAUGUGAAAGCGGAGCCGGGAGAGGAGCCCGGGGAGCGAGAGAACCCUCUUGGGAUCAGAAAGAUGGAAAUCUACGAUGUUGACAGGUGGUGGGAGGACGUCAAAAUGUGGUUCGAGGACGACCCUGAGAAAUUCUGCCUGCGCGCUUUCUUCAUGAUGCUCCGGCGGCUGGGUCUGAAACCCUUCAACAAGGCUCCUGCUCCAGCUAACUCUGGGCUCGACUACGGGCUGAGGAAUCGAACGGCUCGGCGCCAUGGAUAUCAGUACGACCCUGAGGUGUACGAGCGAUACUGUCAAAGCCGUAAGGCGAUCCUCAAGAGACGGCAAGCUGCGCUUGAGAAGCCUGUCAAGUCAGAAGGUUGCUCUUCUGACAACUCCUGAACAUUGGAAUGAAGCUAGGAAGUGUACCAUGUGAUCUUGUAAAUUUUGUUGAGUUGUAAAGGAGAAGCUUUAAACUCCC